Molecule: messenger RNA, 5189 nt
Organism: Lethenteron reissneri (Far Eastern brook lamprey)
Lineage: Eukaryota; Metazoa; Chordata; Hyperoartia; Petromyzontiformes; Petromyzontidae
Gene: SLC38A9
Product: solute carrier family 38 member 9
Biological process (GO): amino acid transmembrane transport
Cellular component (GO): lysosomal membrane
Molecular function (GO): L-amino acid transmembrane transporter activity
Source: RefSeq, a predicted model, not a curated record
CCAAAGAGUAUUUCUAAUCUAUUUACUAAUGAAGUAGGAAUUGUGUGGUUAAUUUCGGCCGUUUAAUCAGAGCACAGACUGUAUGACCAAAUCAUCCGGAAUGCACCCAGUCUCGGAAGCUAAGCUGGAUUUAGCCUGGAGGACACGUGGUAAAAAAGCUGUUACAGGGCUACGUACUCAACAGACGGCAGUGCAGCAAAAUCCAUGUUGUGGUACUCUACAUCUAUGCUCCCGCAUGUAUGCUCUCCGCCUUAACCAAACCGCACUGGCCAGUGUGAAGAUGAUCACAUAAACCCCCACUGUGUGUGGAGGCUCACAUCCAGCAGUGGAUUAACAACAUGCAAAUCUAACGUAUAAUAUGCACUACCUAUUUUCAUAUUAAUUUGUUUAAUCCGAGCCUAGGCUCAACAUUUCAGAUCCAAAAAAAAUAUUUUUUUAAGAUUAAUCACUUGUAAGUAGUGGCACUGGAAGACAUCACUUGCUUUUGCCAACAAAAAGGAUGUCAUGUGGCAUCGGGGUACGUCACUAUUGUGAGCAGAGUUUUUCUCACGAAAGCAAAAUGGAAAUGAUCCAGAAACUACCAAACAAAAUUUGAAAUUGUCCUUAAAUAUCUGAAAAUGUAAAGGUUUUCAAUCCAAAACUCAUGCAUCUAGUAUACACAUGUGUUAUAUUGGCAUAUGACCUGUCUGCCUGAAAAUUCCAUCAUAACAGAUUAUAUGCUAUAAACUCCCAGAAGUGUAUCUUGGUUGCUAUUGUUUAAGCAAAACAUUAACUCUGUAAUUCUAGAUUUGAAGCUUUUCGUGACUGCAAGGAUUCAUAUUCUUAGGUUUUUUAUUUUACUUUUAUUCAUUUUAAUGUUUUACCUACGUGACUUUACCGAAAAAACCUAAGAAUAUUAACUCUGUAAAGCUACAUCAUGAGGUUUAAGGCGUAAGGUGGAAUACGAGCACCAUUACUGGAUAGUCUUGCGUGUCCAGAGCUAAUGAAAACGGAGACAAGAAUGAGUGGGGGGGGCGAUGUGAGCUUAGAAAGCACCCACGUUCACAUGUUAGAAUGUCUAGAGCUUUACAUUUAUCCUCAUUUGGCCUUGGAGUCCCUGGAUGGAAAUUACCAGGACAGUCUUUUUGGAGGGUUAUACUUUUUUCCCAGAACUGUGAUCAUUCUUUGAACAGGAAAUACUAUGGACAUGUGUUUCAACUGUACUUUUCGUGGAAAACUCAAGUGACAGAAAAACUGACACGAGGGCAUUUUCUUCAUCUUGUCAGCCCAGCAUUUGCCACCUGGAUGUCACAUAGCAAGCGAUGAAGGGCCUCAACUGGGGACAAUAAGAUCGGAGGUCCCUCUCGCUCGCUUCUUCCUCUUCCCUCCUCGCCUGCGCUCGUGGUCUUUGGCUCCGGGGCAAGCGGCACCGGUAAAAACAUUGGAGGGCAACUGCCAUUGCCACGCCGUGAGCCAUGAGUUCGACACGCAGAGAAACGGAUCCACUACUGGGAGGUGUGCUGCCAAAGCAGGGUCGCAGAGGGAUGUCACCGGCCGUCAACGACACCAAACUUCGCAGACCGUUCUACGUGGACGCACAGAGCAUCGUGGAGCGCGACGCGGAGAGCGGCGAGGAGCGCCUUGCUACCGUCUCCCCGGCCGCAUCCCUGCUCUCCAGCCGCCUGCGCUACUACAGCCGCCUCUCGUCCAGCAACUUGACCACCCUGCAAGCCCCGCAUCAUGUUAUCCCGGCGCCAGAUGAGAUUUACGUGUACAGUCCCCUGGGCACCGCCUUUCGAGUUAAAGACACGCCAGACGGCGCCAAGCAGCCAAGCCUGGUCACCAUUUUUGCCAUUUGGAACACAAUGAUGGGCACCUCCAUCUUGAGCAUCCCCUGGGCAAUGAUGCAGGCGGGCUUCACUUUAGGAAUCAUCAUCAUCUUCCUGAUGGGGCUGAUCACCCUUUACAGCUGCUAUCGCAUCCUGCAGUCACCGAAAGCCAUCGACGGUGGUGAAGGCAUGGACUUCCCUCAGGUGUGCGGCCACUAUUUCGGGCGCUUUGGCCAGUGGAUGAGCCUCCUCUUCUCGCUGGUGUCUCUGGCCGGCGCCUUGAUCGUCUACUGGGUGCUCAUGUCCAACUUCAUGUACAACACUGGCCGCUUCAUCUACGACAAAGCCUGUGGAAUAAACAUGACGGAUAAUAUCCCGAGAACAAAUGGUUCUCAUCCAGUGCUCUGCCCGAACCCUGUCAAACAGCUGUCCAACGUGACUGGCUAUGAGGGCCUCCUCAUGCUGGUGCCGGGAGCGUUCGAAGGACCGCCUGAGGCAGGGCUGCGGGGGGCCACCAACGGCUCCUUUGAGACCUUCAAUAUGUUCUGGAGCCAGACCAACACCGUGCCCCUCUACCUGGUGCCUCUGCUGCUGCCUCUGCUCAACUUCCGCUCCGCUGCGUUCUUCGCACGCUUCAAUAACCUGGGCACAAUCUCUGUGGUUUACCUCCUGAUCCUGGUCACAGUCAAGGCCUCCCAGUGGGGGAUCCACCUCGACUUCCACUGGAUCUCGACCAGCGACAUACACUUUGUGCCUGAGUUUCGCCAGUUUUUCCCUGCCAUGACAGGCAUCCUAACGCUUGCCUUUUUCCUUCACAACUGCGUCAUCACCCUGGUCAAAAACAACCGGCAUCCCGAAAACAAUGUCAGAGAUCUCUCUAUUGCUUAUGGCCUGGUUGGCUUCACGUACCUCUACGUAGGAAUCCUGGUGUUUGCCUCCUUCCCAUCUCCACCGCUGUGGAAAUCUUGCAUUCAAGAGAAUUUCUUGGACAAUCUCCCAAACGAUGACAUCAUGGCUCUGCUGGCACGAGUCUUCCUGCUCUUCCAGAUGAGCACCGUCUUCCCGAUGCUGGCGUACAUCUUCCGCGUGCAGAUUUUCACGCAGAUCUGGGGGAAAAGUUACCCGAGUGUGCUGCAUGUACUGGUGCUCAAUAUGGUGCUCAUCGGCUGCGGAGUUCUCGUCGCUCGAUUUUACCCAAACAUCGGCGCGAUCAUUCGCUACUCGGGAGCGACGUGCGGCCUGGCGUUUGUGUUCGUGCUGCCGGCGCUCGUGCAUCUGCUGUCGGAGAAGCGACGCGGCACGCUGGGCCGGUGGUCCACGCUGGCGCACGUCGCGCUCAUGCUGUGCGGCACUGCCAACCUCAUCGCCCAGUUCUUCGUGUGAACGGCGGCCUGCCUGCCUUGCCUCAAUUUACACUGCCGAAUAUAAUGUCCGUAAAAACAAGAAUUCCUCUUAACUUGUUGGUCACGUUUUUUUGUGUUUUUUUAAUGCACUAAAUGAUGCUACGCCUCAAAUACUGCACGUGAAUUGAUAUUUUUGUAAGUUUUGAUUUUUGUUAUUUUAAACUAUCAAAAUGCACACGAUGAUUCAAAGGGAAAAAAACGUGAUUAUAUACAGGAGUAAGAAACCGUUAUAGGUAUCCAUGUGCUGCUUUAGAAACAUUUUAUAUUACAACUUGAACAAACUGGCGCACACUUUAUGUGUAUCUGAAUUUAUUAUGGAGCGUACGUGAUUCACUGUAUGCCACUUGUGUACUUGCCUGGAUAAAUGCGGUCACUGUCGAUGAAAAACAAAAUUAUUGAUACACUUCAUGGCGAAUCAAACACUUUGGAUUGGCCUCUAACUUUUUUUGAAAUGUUGGGUUUUGCUAUUUACACAUUUUUUACAUUCUGUGCAUGACGGCUCACAAUUUUUAGUUUUCAAAUGCUCACAAUUUUUAGUUUUCAGUUUACGACGGUCCAAUUUACAAAGAUGCACAUUCAUGAUGUUGAUAUAACGUCACCACGGAUCGAUUUACGACGACGGUUCCAACACGACUCCGAACACAUUUGAACAGUCCGUCUGGUUUCCGAUGUGACUUGGCGUGGAGCUGUUGUUAUUCUCAAGUGUCUUCGUAGAUUCUUACCUAUUAAACCCCGUUAAACAUGCCUGAUGAAAGGACAAACAUCGUCAAGUGAUGUUUCUCUCUAGGGGCCGUCCAUAAAUUACGUCACGCACCUAGGGGGGGUCAGACAUUUGUGACGGGGGGGGGGUUUGAGAAAUGUGACGUCACAUCAAAAUGCGCAACUUUAAAUAAUUAUUUAAAUAUACCUUUUUCUCAAUGUUUUCUCCUACAACAUCAGAGUACAGCGCCACAUUAAAUACGCACUACAAUGACAACAUUUGAGGGGGGGGUCUGACUUUUUGUGACGACGGAGGGGGGGUCAAAAAUCGUCCAAAAUCGCGUGACGUCAUUUAUGGACGGCCCCCUAUGGGAAAAUAGGAUCCUAUUUACGACGUGGUUUCCAGGAACGCAUUGUGUGGUAAAAGCAGGGAGCGGAUGUACAGGGAAAACUUGCCAAUGCGGCUGUCUUAUCUAUUCACAGUUUACCUAUCGAGGUCUGUUUUCCGGAACACGGAGUGCGAUGUUUUGGCUGUACGCGAUUUGACGCUGCCAAGAUUCUUGUCUUCGCGUCGAAACGGUGCGAAUGAUUCGACUGUGAUAACGAUUAAUUUACCUUGUAGAUUGUUGUGUGUGUGUGGGGAGCGGUAGUGUUGCGGUUAGCGUGUUGCCCUACACACCUGGCGACCGAGUUCGAUUCCCACUCACGGCCAACACCGGUGACGAGUAUCUGAACCGGUCCUGGGCCUAUCCUAGGUCGACUUGGCCUCAAAUGAGUGCUUGGUGUGGUGCGUAAACAUUGCCACUGGGGAGACAAAGGCGGCCGGGCGUCGUGCUGGCCACCCACCCCCUCGUGUGCCGUGCCGGCCUUCAUAGGUGCUCGCUAGCAACACUUGCCCCAAUAGUCUCUUAAGGCUAUACGGGGGGUAUUUGUGUUUUUGUUUGAUAAUUAUGUAACGCAUUCGACGGAAGUGUUCACGAAUUGCCGCGUGCGUCUAGGCGGCCACUCGUUGAGGACGUCAGCAAGAUGGGUGGCUCGAUGGCGAAUCAGCGACACGCUCAGGGACAAAGGCAUUAUGCAAAUGUACGCACGUGGCCGCAUGCAUCUUGCCGUCCAGUGGUCGACGUUAGUCACGCGGACGGCAUGGUGGCUCAUCGUUAAACGUUCAAGCGACAGUGUUAGGGGGUCGAGGCUGGGGCUGGCAAUUUCAGGGUGAGGGGGCGAACGUCGGGUUCGAGUGCGGGAAGAUGGAGAGAGGGUUGUUUUUUGUUGGAGUGGA